Molecule: messenger RNA, 2388 nt
Organism: Stylophora pistillata
Lineage: Eukaryota; Metazoa; Cnidaria; Anthozoa; Scleractinia; Pocilloporidae
Product: tetratricopeptide repeat protein 28-like
Source: RefSeq, a predicted model, not a curated record
AUGACUAAAAUUGGCCACAGAAAUGGAGAGGCAACUUGCUACGUAAUUCUAGGAAGUGUGUUUCGUUCGCUCGGGCAAAACGGAAGGGCUAAAGAGUAUGUCGAAAAGGCGCUUGUCAUCAAAACUGAAAUUGGCGACAGAAAUGGAGAGGCAGCAUGCUGCAGCACCCUAGGAACUGUGUUUCACUCCCUUGGGCGAUACGACAGGGCUAAAGAGUAUCUCGAAAAAGCGCUUGGCAUCAGCACUGAAAUUGGCAGCAGAAAUGUAGAGGCAGCUUGCUACGGAAACCUAGGUAUAUUGUUUCAGUCGCUCGGACAAUACGACAGGGGAAAAGAAUAUCUCGAAAAAGCGCUUGGCAUCAGAACUGAAACUGGCGACAGAAAUGGAGAGGCAACUUGCUACGGGACACUAGGAGCUGUGUAUGAAUCCCUUGGGCAAUACGACAGGGCAAAAGAGUAUUUCGAAAGAGCGCUUGUAAUUAAAACUGAAAUUGGCGACAGAUAUGGAGAGGCAAUUUGCUACGGAAACCUAGGAGCUGUGUAUCAGUCGCUCGGGCAAUGUGAUAGGGCAAAAGUGUAUUACGAAAAAGCGCUUUUCAUCAGAACUGAAAUUGUCGACAGAAGUGGAGAGGCGAAUUGCUACCUAAAUCUAGGAGCUCUGUUUGAGUUUCAAAGGCAGAAUGACAAAGCAAAAGAGUAUGGUGAAAAAGCGCUUGUCAUCACAACUGAAAUUGGUGAAAAGGGAGGGGAGGCAACAGUUCUUGCAAACCUCGGAACUAUUUCUAGAUCCCUUGGAGAUUAUAAAGCUUCGGAAGCAUACUUCGAGAGAGCGUUAAUCAUAUCCAGAGAUAUUGGACAGAAACGAAUAGAGUUAGAGAUCCUUAAAGCUUAUGUAAUUUUGUAUUUAUGUCAAAACAAAAUGAAAGACUCCGUUUCUUAUCUUCAUCAAUGCAUUGUUACAUAUGAAGAAUUGAGAGAUUUCCUUGGCGUAAACGAUCAGUUUAAAACAUCACUUUUGGAUCACGCUUGUGUAUUUCCCUACAAUCUGCUUUGCAUUUUGCUUUGUCGAACCGGAAGUACUAGUGAUGCUCUAUAUGUCGAGGAGUUAAGUCGUGCAAGAGGCCUAUCAGACCUGAUGGCGAAGAAGUACUCGGUUGAAAUGCACAUCUCUGCUAAUCCACAAUCUUGGUCUGGCAUUGAAAACACUUUGAGAAAGGAAAAUAACUGUACUUGUCUUUACAUUUCUUAUCUUCAAAGUGACGUGCAUUUGUGGAUCUUAAAAAUAAGUGGAGCCAUUCAUUUUAAACGAAUAUCACUAGAAGAGAGUCUCUUUCAGGCUGGGUUGCCUAAAGAUUUGCCUUUGAGCAAAUUUUUGGCUGAUAACCUCCGGAGUCUUGGUAUUUUGACCAUUGAAGAUUGUGAAGAUCGGUCUUUAAAUAUGAUUGAGUCGCAACCUCUUACCUCCGAGCAAAAGAGCUCAGCAAGGGUGCGACUGCUGGAGGAGGAAAAGAAAGUCAUUUCAAGUCUAUCGCUGUGUUACAAAAUCUUUAUUGCCCCAGUUUAUGAUUUGCUCGAGGAGCCUGAAGUCAUUAUUGUUCCGCACAGUACUUUGUACAAAGUUCCCUUUGCUGCCCUGAGGGAAAAGGAGGGAGCCAAAUACCUCUCUGAAACUCGUAGGAUCCGUGUCAUUCCUUCUUUGACGACACUCAAGAUGAUUCAAGACAGUCCAGAGGACUAUCACAGCAACACUGGAGCCUUGAUAAUAGGCAAUCCUAAGGUUAAUUGGUUGCUGCCACUGCCAGGUGCAAGAAAGGAAGCGGAGAUGGUAGGACGACUCGUGGGCGUUCCGCCCUUAGUAGAAGACCAAGCAACAAAGGAGGCGGUACUUGAAAGGAUAAGCUCGGUGAGCCUGAUACAUUUUGCUGCUCAUGGUAACGCCGAAAGAGGAGAAAUUUCCCUCUCCCCUAAUCCAACUAUUAACAGUACAAACACUAUUCCACCACAGGAAGCUUAUAUGUUGACAAUGGCUGAUGUCUCACGAGUGAAAAUCACAGCUAAACUAGUGGUACUCAGCUGCUGUCACAGUGGAAGUGGACAGAUAAGAGCCGAGGGAGUUAUUGGAAUUGCCCGUGCGUUCUUAGGAUCUGGUGCUCGCUCGGUGUUAGUCGCACUUUGGGCCAUUCCAGACUCAGCGACAGAGCAGCUGAUGAGUCGGUUCUACGAACACCUUGUUGGUGGAAAAAGUGCCUGUGAAUCUCUUCAUCAGGCCAUGAAGUGGAUGAGAAAUAACGGCUUUACCAAAGUGUCUGAGUGGGCUUCGUUCACGCUGAUUGGAGAUGACGUGAGGCUUGAGUUUGGCAAACAGAGGAAAGAGGACUCCGACAGUUGA